GGGUAGGAGUAGGACACACUCCACGAGUUGGGUUUCGUCGUAUAAAAUCGAGCAAGUUUCCAGCCAUUAGUCUAUCUGUUCUAGCGUACCGCAACACAGCCAAUUGAAGAUCGAAAUGAUCAUCUACACCAACACCGGUAAUCCCUUUGGAUUGAAGCUACUGAUAUGUGCUAAUUUGGCCAAAAAGGACGUAGAGGUUAAAAAUGUUACGCUCAACGAUCCGGAACUGGGUGACAUGAAACACCUUCCCACCCUUCAACUGGAUAGCGGUGUACAACUUUUUUCCACGGAUGUAGCAGCCAAGUACCUGCUUAACGGUGAAAAUGAGGAUACCGUGGUUUUACGGGACGAAUGGUUGGAAUGGUCGUCGAAGCGUCUUGCUCCGGCACUCACGCAUAAUAUGGCCGUGGGAUCGCGUGCCGAUCCGAACACGAAACCGAUCUUAAACACGUUGGUAAAGAUGCUGGAUGAUUGCCUUAGCAGCAGAACUUUUCUCACCGGUGAUAAGAUAAGCAGUGCCGAUGCUGCUGUUUGGAGUCUGCUCGCUCCGGACGGCACGCUGAAAGGUGCAGUAAACAUCGACAAUGUGCUACGUUGGUACCGCCAGAUAUCAAACCUCCCGGAAGUACAAACUGCAUUGGAUAAGAUGCCCUUGAAGGAGCUCAGUUUUGCGUCGCUACAGCAUAGCAAUCGCUUUGGUGGUUUGCAUCAUAUCGUCCUGAACCCAGAAAUUGCCGACUUCGAGGGUGAGCUGCUAGCGGACACUUCGGCCAAUAUCGCUGAAACGGUGCAGAAGGAGGAGAUCGAGGCAGCAAGACUCGCGUUCAACAAAGUAGAUGAGCGUGCCGUUCGCGACGAGCCAAGGAUCGUGCUACCGAAGGCAGGCCAGAAGAACAAUCUUAUCACGUCGGCUCUUCCGUACGUGAACAACGUACCGCACCUGGGAAAUAUCGUUGGGUGUGUCUUGUCGGGCGACAUGUUUGCACGUUACUCGCGCCUCUGUGGAUACAACACGCUCUACAUUGGCGGUACGGACGAAUACGGUACGGCUACAGAGACAAAAGCGUUGGCGGAAAAUCUUACUCCGAAGCAGAUCUGCGACAAGUACUUCGAUAUUCACAACUCCAUCUACCGUUGGUUUGGAAUUGGAUUCGAUUACUUCGGACGCACGACGACCAACGAGCAGACGCGCAUUGUGCAGGAGCUUUUCAAGGAGCUGUAUGCAACUGGUUACAUCGAGACACGCUCGGUCGAGCAACUGUUGUGUCAAAAAUGUGACCGCUUCUUGGCGGAUCGUUUCGUCGAAGGAACAUGCCCUCAUCCAGGAUGUGGGUUCGAGGACGCACGAGGCGAUCAGUGCGACGGCUGUGGCAAGUUGGUAAAUGCCAUCGAACUGGUUCGUCCGCGCUGUAAAGUGUGUAACACUUCGCCAGUGAUUCGCGAUUCGAACCAAUUCUUUUUGGAUUUGCCGAGAAUCGAACCGACCUUGCGGGAAUGGGUGGAACGCGUGGACCACGGAUGGACCCACAAUGCGCGCGUCAUCACGAGGGCAUGGUUGAAGGAGGGUCUGAAAUCGCGCUGCAUCACACGCGAUCUGAAGUGGGGCAUCCCAGUUCCAGUCGAGGGUUACGAGAGCAAAGUUUUCUACGUUUGGUUUGACGCUCCGAUCGGCUACAUUUCCAUCACUAGUCGCUACUGCAAAGAGUGGCAACAAUGGUGGCGCCCGGACACGGCUAAUACUGGUGUCAAAGUUGAUCUGUACCAGUUCAUGGCGAAGGAUAACGUUCCGUUCCAUUCCGUCAUGUUUCCUGCCUCGCUGUUGGCUGUCGACAAGGGCUACACGCUCGUAUCGCAUAUUAUGGCCACAGAGUAUCUGAACUACGAGGAUGGCAAAUUCAGCAAGAGCCGCGGAAUCGGUGUGUUCGGUAACGAUGCACAGGAGACGGGCAUUCCGGCGGACGUGUGGCGUUUCUACCUUGGGGCGUCUCGCCCCGAAGGUCAGGAUUCGUCCUUCAGCUGGGCCGAUCUGCAGGCGCGAAACAACAAUGAGCUGCUGAAGAAUCUGGGCAAUUUCGUUAAUCGUGCUCUCGUGUUCUGUGAAAAAUUCUUCGAUUCCACGAUCCCUGUCAUGAAGCUGAGCGAGGAGGACUUAACGUUGCUGGCACUGAUCAAUCGCGAGCUGAAGGGUUACGUGAACCAAAUGGAAAAGGCUCGCAUGCGCGACGGUAUCCGGCACUUGCUGCAAAUUUCUCGAUACGGCAAUCAGUUCAUGCAAUCGGAGGAACCUUGGGUGAAGGUUAAAGGAACCGACGACCAGAAGGCACGCGCUGGAACAGUUGUUGGAUUGUGCUGUAACUUUGCCUGUUUGUUGGCCACACUGAUAUUCCCAUUCAUGCCUACCACUGCCCGUAACCUAUACGGUCAGCUAAAUGUUCGUGGUGGGUUUAUAAAUGCUGAGAAGCCGCUUCUGAGGACGCUUCUCCCAAGUGGCCAUCGGAUCGGGAAACCAGCAGUGUUGUUUGCUAAAAUAGAAGACUCGCGUAUUGAAGAACUCAAAAAGCGUUACGCUGGACAGCAGCAAGAAAAGGACAAGAGUCCAGCCCCUGGAGCGAGGAUUAAUGCGGAGGCAGAAGAAAAGAAGCUUCCAUCGCUAAAGGAGGCUCAAAAGGCAGUCGAUGAACAGGCAGCGAAGGUGCGCAAGAUCAAAUCUAGCGGCGCAGAUCGCACAGUUUGGCAGCCGGAGGUUAACCUUCUGCUCGAGCUGAAGAAACAAUUACAGUCGCUUAGUCAACCACGGACAUCCGAAAGUGCGCCGCCAUCGCCGUUGGAAGGGAAACCUGCUAAAGGUGCUCCUACCCUUUCCAAGGAGCAAGCAAAGCCUCAACCCGCGGUGGUUACUAACCAAACGGCGGGCAACGUCGUUUCGGGCUUGGACUCGAAUGCUGUGAAAGCAUUGGAGGAAGAAAUCGCCCAACAAGGUGAAAAGGUUCGCAAGCUGAAAGCGUCCAGUUCGGAUAAAUCCUUCUGGCAACCGGAGGUGGCGUUGUUGCUUUCGCUCAAACAAAAGCUUACCAGUCUAACUGGAAUCGCACCGGCCCCUCCGGCAAGCAGUGGUAAAAAGAAGGGUAAGAAGUAAACACUCCUGAUCUUUACCAUCUGCUCAAAAACAUUUGGAUUGCGCUUAAUUUUUGAACCUAUUUAAAAAUUCCUAAUCUCGUUUCCUUUAUCAAUUCUUUGUAAGUGACAGAAUAAAGAAUGGCAUUUGCUUUGAUUAUUUCGUUUCACAAUGAACUAUAAAAAGUA
This is a messenger RNA of Anopheles coustani, 3303 nucleotides long. It is a transcript of the gene MetRS, whose product is annotated as methionine--tRNA ligase, cytoplasmic. Gene Ontology annotation, biological process: methionyl-tRNA aminoacylation. Gene Ontology annotation, molecular function: methionine-tRNA ligase activity; ATP binding. Gene Ontology annotation, cellular component: cytosol; aminoacyl-tRNA synthetase multienzyme complex. NCBI's taxonomy places the organism in Eukaryota, Metazoa, Arthropoda, Insecta, Diptera, Culicidae. The coding region runs from base 116 to 3136 and encodes 1006 amino acids. The record is from RefSeq and is a predicted model, not a curated record. The transcript is spliced from 5 exons.